GGCUUCAUGGAAAAGAAUACUGGUAAGUUCAUGAAAGAGCUAUGGUCGCUUCUUCUCAGUGCCCAGAAAAAUGCUAGUGGCGUCCCCCAACAAUUCCUGGAUGCUAAAGAGGAGGAAACCAAGAAGAAAAAGGCGGAGAAUGAUCGUAUCUUUGAUGAAAUUCAGAGAAGGAAAGAAAAGGAGGCUAAAGAAUCCGAGGAAGAGAAAGAGAGGCAAAUGGUUGCUUCUGCAAUUAUUUGGGUUCAUAUCCUUACCUCAAACUACUGUAGGAUGACGGACUUGGCAAAUAUUCUACCGAGGAAUCAAAUAGAAGGCGAGAGAGAUGUUCUGGUGUGCAAUCUGGAGAUGAGAAUGGAGCUGGUGUGAGAAAUAGUUUUGGAGGAAG
This is a messenger RNA of Spinacia oleracea (spinach), 385 nucleotides long. RefSeq lists its product as uncharacterized. Gene Ontology annotation, cellular component: spliceosomal complex. Gene Ontology annotation, biological process: regulation of mRNA splicing, via spliceosome. Gene Ontology annotation, molecular function: RNA binding. The transcript has 3 exons. Bases 7 to 366 code for a protein of 119 amino acids. NCBI's taxonomy places the organism in Eukaryota, Viridiplantae, Streptophyta, Magnoliopsida, Caryophyllales, Amaranthaceae. The record is from RefSeq and is a predicted model, not a curated record.